Molecule: messenger RNA, 1649 nt
Organism: Salvelinus fontinalis (brook trout)
Lineage: Eukaryota; Metazoa; Chordata; Actinopteri; Salmoniformes; Salmonidae
Product: NF-kappa-B inhibitor-interacting Ras-like protein 1
Exons: 4
Coding region: 186-758 (190 amino acids)
Biological process (GO): canonical NF-kappaB signal transduction
Molecular function (GO): GTP binding; GTPase activity
Source: RefSeq, a predicted model, not a curated record
CUCUGCACAAGCGCAGAGAAUCAUUUGAAUUUCCUUGUUGUCAAAACACAGAAUUGUUGCCUUGAUUUUAGCUAACUAAAUCACUUCAAAGUUACGUAGAUAACCAGUUUAUUGCAAUAAUAAUUGUAAUCUCUCCAUUUGUCCAACUCUGUCAGCUUUUAAACCAAGGUUUUUGCGUUAUCGAAAUGGGGAAAGGUUGCAAAGUUGUGGUGUGUGGUUUGGCAUCUGUAGGAAAAACAGCCAUCCUUGAACAGCUGUUGUAUGGCAAUCACGCUGUUGGUUCAGAGUCCACUGAGACCCAGGAGGAUGUGUAUGUGGCAUCGGUGGAAACGGAUCGUGGUGUAAAGGAACAGUUACGUCUCUAUGACACCAGGGGUCUCCAUGACGGCCUGGACCUUCCCAAGCACUACUACUCUGUGGCAGACGGCUUUGUGCUGGUCUACAGUGUGGACAGCCUGGAGUCCUUUAAGAAGGUGGACGUCCUCAAGAAGGAAAUAGACAAGUCCAGAGACAAGAAAGAGGUGAUGGUGCUAGGGAACAAGACAGACCUGCGCGAGCGUCGUCAGGUGGAGCACGAGGCAGCGCAGCAGUGGGCGCGGGGGGAGAAGGUUAAGCUAUGGGAGGUUAGCGUCACUGAGAGGAACUCUCUCCUCGAACCCUUCACCAUGCUCACCAGCCGCCUCACACAGCCUCAGAGCAAGUCUGCCUUCCCUCUUCCAGGACGCAAGAGCAAGGGCACGGCGUCCAACGACAUAUGAACUGAACUCAACCUCAAGAGCACCUAAGUUCAAAGUACUUCAGGGGGGAGAUGUUACAGAGUAGGAUUGAUGAGUUAGCCAGCCAAUUUCAAUUAAUAUUCUGACUUCAUAUCAGCAUGACUCUACAUUCCAUAGACAACCAACAACCCAUAUUAAAAGAGCUUUUUUUUAAUUGACUAGCAAAUCAAGAGAUGUAUCUUAAUGUUUAUCAAAGUGAGCUGGCUAAAUGAGUGAGCCUGCUUUGUGGUGUCAUACACUCCUCUGGUUUCAGUGUGUUCCAUCCUAUGGGAUGGCUAUAGUAGCCGCUAUACAGCAAGGUCUAGGCCUAUCUAAUGCGCCUUUAGUGCGAGGCAUAUUACCUAGUGUAUGGCCUACUACCAUCUAGUGUACGGCAUAUUACUAGAUACUACCUAGUGUAUAGCCCAGUAGCAAUAAAAAAUGGUACGACCUUGAUCAGGUAUGUUGCUCAUGUCUGAUUAUUAAAUGUCUGUCUUUCAUCAGUUGCACCCUAAAUGGUUGUUUUUGUGUAUUUGUUAAAAAAUACAAAACCUGUGUAGUUUAUUAGCUUUGUACAUGUUUUAUUUACCUAAUUUAUUUGUCACUAUGAAACUUAAUUCCUAAUGCGUAGGAAUGGGAUGAAAUAUGGCUUCUGUCAUGCGUCCAAAUAAUAUCCUCUCUCCUGAAGUGUACACUAGUUCACUACUACAAACAUAAAAGCAUUGGAUUGGUGGAGGCAUGGGCCAGGAGUUUCCACCAUAUUUCUUAGUCAUUUUCUUUCAAUUCAGUGAAUUGAAGUAAACACUGAGGAUGGAGAGAUAAUUGGAGCAUUGCCUGUGUCCUUCAUGUCUUGUGUGAGACCUAGCUAAAUAAAGGGAAUAUUUUAUGCUGCUA